AUGUUUCGUAUUGUUUUUGUCCAGAAAAGAGGUGGUCGACUAAACCAGAGGUGGAUUCAGAAACCAAGCAGUAGCAAAACGGAUGAAACGUUUGAUGCUGCAGAAGUUAAGUCUGCAGCUUCUACUGAGUUUGGGAAUAUCACCGUGAAUGAUGUAGCAGUAGCACCUCCUCAUGGUCAAAGCAAUGGACAGUCGUCCCAUGUUUCAGUUGGAUGUUCUCCAGUAAUAAAUGCCAACUCUUUACAUGGUAAAAAAUACGUCUACCAACCAAAGUCUUAUGGGACAGUUUCUGGUGAUGCUGCAAAAGAAACUACCAGAAAGGAAACUGCAGCUCAAACUGCUGCUUUGAGCCGUUUGUUCAAAAAAGAUUUGUUGGAGAAUUUUAAUGUAGAUAACUCGACUUACUCCACUGCCAAAAUCAGAGCAACAUUCUAUCCCAAAUUUGAAAAUGAGAAGUCUGAUCAAGAGGUUAGGAUAAGGAUGAUUGAAAUGGUCUCAAAAGGCCUAGCUACAGUGGAGGUGAUUGCAUCGCUUUCGAUUUUUCAAUUUGGGAUUCAUAUCCCUCUGUCGUUGUUGUUCAUGUAUAAGUUGAAUCUUGGUGUUGGUGGGGCCAUUAUUGUUGUGUCUAUGUCGUCGUGGUUUCUUGUGAAGCUCUCGAUAUCUUCUAAGCCAAAUAACCAGGAAAUCCUUUCCUUCAAUCCAAAGGAUCAAAAAGAUUCGGCGAAACAACAAGUGUUAUUACCAAAUAAAGAACAAAAGAUUAGAUUUUUCACAUUGAAUGAGAAGAAGUAA
Molecule: messenger RNA, 792 nt
Organism: Lactuca virosa
Lineage: Eukaryota; Viridiplantae; Streptophyta; Magnoliopsida; Asterales; Asteraceae
Source: the annotation of a GenBank genome assembly